UUCUUGUUCACAACCUAUAAAUGGCCAUGGUAUAUGUAGAUACCACAGGGUCUACAGAAAUGCUCAAGGAGAAUGAAACUCCUUGCUGUCUACCCCACCUGCCUUUUGGUUGUGUGCCAGUUAGCUGCAUUAUAUCAGAAUGUUUUUGCAGACCCUUGCGCACUUACCAACCAUAAACCAAUACCAGACAUUAACCGACGAGAUGAAACGAAUGAAUUAUCUGAUGGCGAGAUCAGCAUCAACGACAGAGAGAUCGAAGAGGAUUGGUAUGGCAUGUCGACGUACACUCUACUGACACACGCUCCCGGCUUCUUCAAAUGCGGAGGAUGGUAUCCGAUGUGGAUUAAAGAUGUCGUCGGGGACCAGGCAACUGUGUGUUACCAGACAGAAGACAAUGAGUGUGAAGAUCCAUUCCAGAUUGAAGUGAGAAAUUGUACCGGGUUUACAGUAUACUACCUAAUAGCAGCACCUGUGCACAAGGCAUCGUACUGUUUUCAACGUGAUUCGAGAGAUCCACCACCAUUUAAGGCCAUUCCCACAGUCACUAUCCACUUGGAGACUACAUCUCGUGUAAAAAGUGAACUGUUUUUCGAAUGUGGGUUUAGUCCGGAUCAAGACCACGUGCUGUUCUAUCAGAUAAGCUGGUAUGUGAAUGGAAAGAGUAUCCUCACCCACACGGCAAGCAACCAAAUGAGUGGAAACAGCGUCAGCAACACACGGCUCACAGAAAAAAAUCUGCUUGAUAAUGGAUUUAAGGCGGGAAUAAAUAUUCAAUGUGGACUGAGAGCAAUGUUUGGACCCGACCAAGCACCUGGUGAAAAUGGAUUGUCUGCUUCUAUGUUUGUUGGUAUCAAGCUCUUGCAGGCAACAGAGAUAACAGUCGACCACGGUACAAGUGCAAGCAUAGACAUGAAUUUAACCGCACCAAUUGGCUGUGGAAAUCUAGCCUGCAAUUUAUUUGUGGAAGCUGUCAUUAGUGUUAACCGUCCAUCGGGCCACAAUGGGGGAUGCACAGCAUCAGCAGUGUCAAAAGCGUGCGGAAUCGAUCCCUUCAAAACUGGUACUGAGGGUCAACGUCGUACAAUCGAAGUAUUUGGAGUUGUGACUGACGCCUACACACAACCGUCAGACAGAGAUACCAUAUCAAGUAUCAAUCUGAUGGUACCAAAAAUGCCAGCUUCUCCAUUUUGGAGUAAUUACUCAGUUGGAACCGUUCAGGUUAGAGUGAGGAGAAGAACAGAGGACAUCGAAAAGAAAUCAUGCAGCCUAGAAAAUGAUCCCUACCUUAAGAGAUUUGGUGUCCCGUUCCAGUAUUCUGUACAGACAGGAAUUUUCACACUGUAUAAACACCAAAGUGAACCGAUCGAGGUGCAAGUUGACAUACGAAUGUGUACAAACUAUACCGAUCGAACAUGUACAUGUGGACUUGCAGUACGUGUUGGUAACACCGUAUUUGUGGUAUCCAAAUGUAACUCUAAAGUAUGGACAAGAGAAUUCACACAGUGUGACACAAAUGGUGAAGUGAUGCAAGUCAGAAGAAGAGAAGGCGACCAGUAUGACAUUCACCUACCAACAGGGGCACGCUUGGAACUGACCCUCGACAUAUGGAAUAGUCUUCUCAAUGUGAAAAUAUAUCCCUCCGUACGGGAUGUAAAUAACACUCGGGGAAUGUGUGGAACAUUGUCAUCAUCCAGAAAUAAUGUCAUGAUCAAGAGAAGUGGAGAAACAGCUAAUUCAGUUAAAGAACUUGUUGAAUCUUGGAGGGUGCCAGUUCUAGACGAUUUAUUUGAUGAGGACAACAUAAAACGACUUCGGGACACAUAUACUGCUGUUCAGCAAUAUUGUACAUGUGAAGGAACGGGGAUCAAGGAACAUCUCACCUGUUCCGCUAUGUCUGGAACAAAAGGAUGUGGACCCGUCAGACCCUCUUCUGUAGUCAAACCAGAUGUUCAAUGUACAAUCUCCAAACGGAGGAAACGAAUGGCACUGAUGGGCUCAGCAACAUCAAGGAGGAAAAGGCAAGCGCUACCAGUUUUAAAUGAAGAAGAAGCUAAGAAUUUCUGCGACCAGCUGUUUGGAGAAUCUGAUACAGUAAAUAUCUGUCAAACUGUACCGGGUGUAAAUGUCAACGGCAGCAAGGAGGAGUGUGUCAUGGACAUAUUGGGAAGCAAAACAACAGCGUUUUCUAACAUGUCCUUGAGCAGUGUCCGGGGCCCAUGUUUCCAUGAAGUAGCUGUCAACCCGACUCUAAGUAAACCUGAUCCUAAAGCCCCGAUGUCACUUCCUGUUGCAAAGAUGGUGACAGCUCAAUCUUGUUCAAAUGACUGCAGUGGACAGGGCACCUGUACCGAUGGUGCAUGUGUUUGUGACUCUGGUUAUGGUGGAGCUGACUGUUCGGUGGACCUGAUCCAGCCCCCAGAUCUGUACACUGUGGAAGACGGAGGACACUGCGACCUUGCCACCAGUAGCUGUGAAGAGCUGGCAGUGUACGGAGAGGUGUUCACUGGUUCACCCAAUGCUUCGUGUCGGAUUGAGAAAUAUAUGGUAUAUGGAGACGGAACAACUGGAAACGGAGACAUGUUGACAACUGUAGCAAGAGAUGAAGGUAUCAACGAAGCAGUUUGUGAACUUCCCAAACGUGUGAAGCGACAAGCAGUGCAAACUAGCAAUGAAGUUACAGCAUACAACAUAACUAUGGCUAACACAGGAAACAUCUAUAGCAAUGGGGUUGUAUUGCUGGUGUAUGAUUCCACCUGUAUUUCGAUAAAUGAGAGCACCAGACAGUGGACUAUACAGGGCGCGUACUGCAUGUACAACUCUAAAUGUAUCCCUGAGAGUAGCCCAAGGCCAGACAACUCUUGUCUUGUUUGUGAAGUGGCUGGAAAUGAGAGAUCAUGGAUCUACUCCCCAGGAUGUUUGAAGGAGACAUCGCAGCCUAACACGUAUCCGACGUCCAGUCAACCGGAAAGCACUGAUACCAUCCGUCAGUCGGGAGUCAUUGAAACCACGCGUCAAUCGGGAGUCAUUGAAACCACCCGUCUGGCAGGAGGCUUUGAAACCACCCAUGAAUCUGGAGACCGUGAAACCACCUAUCAAUCGGGCAUUAAGACCACCCAACAGUCGGGAGGCAUUGAAACCACCCGUCAGUCGGGAGACCUUGAAACCACCCGUCAGUCGGGAGACCUUGAAAACACCGGGAACCCAGGAGACAAAUCGUCUGAAUGGCUCUCUGGUACAUGUAUGUUGACGACAACUCUGAGUUUCCUGAUCGUCAUGUCUUCCAUUUGUUGGGCACUCAUGUAGUUUCCAUUGGUGUGCAUGCAGAUAAUGUCAGACAUGCAAGAGUUAUUACAUUUCCUAUUAGCAGAUGUCUUGAUGUCAAUACAAGAAAAUAACCAGUCUAGAUCAUCCGCCACAACAGAUGCCAUUUAUCGUAUAGGGCAAAAUAGCUGUUAAAAUAUGUGAAUGGACCACUGAAGAUCAGUAAUGACACCAGGUGUUCGCUAAUUGGUAAGCAUAUCAUGCAUCACCGGUAGCUCCCACAAUUUCGUAAUUUGCAUAUAAAAGCAAGUAAUAUUGCCUGACGCCACAUAGCAGUACUCCUGCCAUGCUACGGCGGCCUGUAAACAAAACAGACGGACAAGUGAUCGAUGAAUCGGAAAAUCCAGUAACACGAUUGUGCAUUUACUGUUGAAACUAAGAAAAAACUAUAUGUUAAUUCUGAAUUACCGUAACAUAUCACAAUGUAUUGAUCUAUUUGACCCCUAUUUGUAUCAUUUGCACGAGAACAUUGAUUACCUUAACAUUUUC
Molecule: messenger RNA, 3810 nt
Organism: Haliotis rufescens (red abalone)
Lineage: Eukaryota; Metazoa; Mollusca; Gastropoda; Lepetellida; Haliotidae
Exons: 19
Coding region: 73-3303 (1076 amino acids)
Source: RefSeq, a predicted model, not a curated record